AUGGAAACCCUAAAUAUCGGUGGCAAUGAAAAAGACCGAUUUUAUCGGUAUAAAAUGCCAAAACUUAUCUCAAAGAUCGAAGGUAAAGGUAAUGGAAUCAAGACCGUUAUCCCAAAUAUGUCAGAUAUCGCUCGUUCUCUUGGGCGUCCGCCAACUUAUCCGACCAAAUUCUUUGGAUGUGAACUUGGUGCUCAAGUAAAGUGCGAUGAAAAAAAUGACCGUUACAUUGUCAAUGGUGCCCACGAAGCUGCAAAACUGCAAGAAUUUUUAGACGUAUUCAUUAAGAAAUUUGUUCUGUGUGGUGGUUGUCAUAAUCCCGAAACUGAUUUGAUAAUCAGCAAGAAUCAAAAAAUCAUUCGUGAUUGCAAAGCUUGUGGUCAAAGAACUGAUAUUGACAUGCGUCAUAAAUUAGUUACCUUUAUUCUAAAAAAUCCUCCAACCCCACCUAAAGGAAAAGGUGGUAAAAAAGACAAAAAAGCUGCCAGCAAGAAAAAUGGUAACGGUGAACUUGAAAGCCCUACCACUCCUAAGGAGGAAGGAUCUGAAGAAGGUUCUGAAGAUGAACUUACUCGAACCAUCAAUGCAGCAGCAGCAGAACUACCCACCGCCGAUCCCAAUCAGGAUGACGAUGAUUGGGCUGUCGACACAUCUCCAGAAGCUGUUCGCGAUCGAAUUAAGGACUUAGAGAAAGGUGUUAAAGCUGCUUUGGUUAUUAAAGAUAACGAAGACGGGGAAGUCGGUGACGACGAAACACCUGAUGAUAGAGAUCCUCAUGAGCAACUUGCUGAUUGGUUGGAAAAAAAUAAAAAUCUUGGCAGCAAGCUCGAAACCAAAGAAAUUUACAAGAAAACAAAAGAAUUGGGUAUUCCUAAAGAAAGCAAUAAAGUCUUGCGAGUACUUGUCUUGGGUCUUUUUGAUGAGAGUUUCCGUAAGGAUACUGUAAUCACUAAACAAAUUCACAAAAGAACUAAAUUGUUUCAGAAGUUUAUACUAAACCCCGAUGAUCAACGUUAUCUAUUGGAGGCUACCGAAUACCUUGUUGGUGUGAAACACAAAGAAUUAUCGGAAAGCAAGAUUAUAUGCAAAAUUUUGAUGGAGUAUUACCAAAAUGAAUUGGUCGAAGAAGAUGUAUUACAAAUUUGGCUUGAAGGAAAAGAAUCUCCAAAGUACAAAAAAUUAUUUAAAGAAACAGCCGAUGGUGAUUCUGUCGAUCCUCAGAUUAGUAGAGAUAUUCGUAAUAAAGCCAAACCAUUUGCUAAAUGGUUGAAAGAAGCUGAAGAGGAUGAUGACGACGAUGACGAAUAA
Ambispora leptoticha is the source of this 1305-nucleotide messenger RNA. NCBI's taxonomy places the organism in Eukaryota, Fungi, Glomeromycota, Glomeromycetes, Archaeosporales, Ambisporaceae. The record is from the annotation of a GenBank genome assembly.